AUGACAAGAACACUCCGCAUUGCGAUUCUUGAAUGCGAUACGCCAGUCGCGCCUGUUGUCGAGAAGGUCGGCAACUAUGGAGUCAUCUUUGAAGCGCUGUUGAAGAAGGGUUUAGUGGCGGCCAACUGCGACGUGGAUUUUGAAAUCAGCAAAUGGAAUGUCGUGGAGAAUCCAGUCUAUCCCAAUCCGAACGAUAUUGAUGCUUUUCUGCUCAGUGGAAGCAAACAUGAUGCCCAUUCUGAUGAGACAUGGAUCGUGAGCCUGACUCAAUACGUAUAUGGUAUUGUGCAGAAACAUAAAAAGCCCGUCGUUGGUAUAUGCUUCGGCCAUCAAAUCAUAGCGCGCGCGUUAGGCGCUCGGGUUGGACGGAGUGAUGAUGGUUGGGAAAUCUCUGUGGAAGAGAUCACUCUGACGGAUGCUGGUAAAGAUAUUUUCGGGCAAGAUAAACUGUAUCUGCAACAAAUGCACCGCGAUGUAGUGCAUGAAGUGCCAGAGGGCUGCGUCAAUUUGGGAUACAGUCCUCGCUGCGCGGUUCAGGGUCUUUAUAUGCCCGCACGCAUAUGGAGCAUCCAGGCUCAUCCUGAAUUUACCGAAUUUAUCAUGUCCUCUGUGUUGAAGGUCCGACAUGAGACUGGGGUUUUCAACGAUGAACAGUAUACGGAUGGAAAGUCCAGAGCAGGAAAGAAGACUGAUGGGGAAAAUCUGGGAAGAGAAAUUGUAAAAUUCAUUACGGAGUCCUGCGCAAAGUGA
Penicillium manginii is the source of this 750-nucleotide messenger RNA. RefSeq names its product type 1 glutamine amidotransferase. The transcript has 3 exons. The record is from RefSeq and is a predicted model, not a curated record. Gene Ontology annotation, cellular component: nucleus; cytosol. Bases 1 to 750 code for a protein of 249 amino acids. Lineage: Eukaryota; Fungi; Ascomycota; Eurotiomycetes; Eurotiales; Aspergillaceae.